Chaetomium fimeti is the source of this 1000-nucleotide messenger RNA. RefSeq lists its product as uncharacterized. The transcript has 4 exons. Bases 99 to 785 code for a protein of 228 amino acids. Lineage: Eukaryota; Fungi; Ascomycota; Sordariomycetes; Sordariales; Chaetomiaceae. The record is from RefSeq and is a predicted model, not a curated record.
GAAAGUAACACACACGGACUUCGGAAUCUGCAGAGGUUCGUCGCUAGCACUGUCUCGUCUCACAUGCCCCGCACGUAUGUACAAGCUUUUAGGGCUGGAUGGGGGUUUUAACAAGUUGGUUGGGGGCGGCGAAAAUAAGCCGGAUGAAUAUGAAUGUACAGGUACGGGCGUCUCAGGGCCGAUUCCGUCAUCGCCGAGCACUGGAGGAAGCGCCCUUACUUGGAUCGACGGGAGGGAAAGUGAGGGCAAGCAGGGAGGGGGGGCCGGGGUUAGCGAUGUGUGUGAAGGGUGUGAAGGGCGUGAAGGGGGAAAAAAGGGGAGCGGCAUGGCCUCCAUGUCGGCUCCCGCCCCGCUCUUGUACGAGACACCCCGGAGACACCCCUGGCUUGUGGUCACGACACGACCGGCUCAAGGCACCAACUGGUCACCGUCAGUGGCUUGUCACGCUUUGUGCCCAUCCAUCCUACUUUGUGGGGCGAGCGGGGGGCUUGCAGAUAAAUGAAACGGCCUCCGUCCCCCGUCCAAUGAUCUGUCCAAAAACUACCGCGGUCUCGAUGCGCACUGUCAGGCGCCACUGGAAUGCAGAAGGAGCCCUGAAACCCUCGUCCUCCUCGCAACUGCUCGCAACUCAGAAGCCAGAGUCCGACGUGUCGACCAGGGCUUUACAGUCUGCAAAGUGGCCUAGGCUCUGCCCCCGGAGGUUUUUUUACACCACGUCACUAAUCUCUGCCCGGCACGAGUCUUAUGUCGUGUCUGGGAUUCUUGGCUUCGGGCAACCUAUGUAGCUCCCGGGCCCGAUCUUCAAGUCGUUCCGUCAUAAAUCGACCUUCCGUAUGGAGGAAAGCAGAACCGACAAGCUAGUCGGCCCGUGGAUCUUCUCACGUGCGGCUACGCCAUACACAUGCAUCAUAAUGAUCAGCAGAAGGAUUUCGACAAUCUGCAAGACAUCGGAUAACUCGUGCGUGGCCAGGUUAUAUAGCCAGCGUUGGCCGGAGCCACC